ACGAUCCUUUUAUUGCUGUCAAGAACCCGGUCAAGUAUACCUCAGACGGGGGCCGUGGCAGCUCGCCAAGUUUCCGGACUCUAAAUGUGUCCAUGAUCAUCUUGGAUUUGACUGUUUCCAACACGUCGGCUAAGCCGUCCCUCAUGUUACUCGCGCGAUGCGAUACCCCUGCUUCAUCUUGGUUACCCAGCAUGAAGCAUCCUGGCUCCCUUGUUCGAAGCUAGGAACAAGAGGCUCAUAGACAUAUAAACUUUCAACUGCCCCUCCACGUUCAGCCCUGGCAAUAUUUUUCGACUCAUAAUGAUCCCUUCUGACCAAGGUCUUCCACGCCGUCUUCGUUCUUCCCACGCCUCGACACGCACCGAGUCUCAUCAUGGCGUUGCCACUGCGCAAACUGUCCCUGGUUAAGCCCGAGUCUGAAGCAGGCAAGGCAUGGCCGGCUAUUGUGAUUGGUCUGUUUGUCGCCUUUGGAGGUGUGCUCUUCGGCUAUGACACGGGAACUAUCAGCGGUAUCCUCGCCAUGGAAUACUGGCAGAAAUUGUUCUCGACUGGCUACACUACCGCUGAUGGCCAUCCCACCGUCUCGCCGUCGCAGGAGUCCGCCAUUGUCUCCAUCCUCUCGGCGGGUACCUUUUUCGGCGCCCUCGGCUCUCCAUUCAUGGCUGACACCAUCGGUCGUCGGCUUGCCCUCAUCAUUUCCAGCGCCGUGUUUACCAUGGGGGUCAUAUUUCAGACCGCGGCUGUCGCAUUGCCCCUCUUCCUGGCAGGCCGCUUUUUUGCCGGCUUCGGUGUCGGUCUGAUCUCCGCCUUGAUCCCUCUGUACCAGUCCGAGACGGCCCCGAAGUGGAUUCGUGGUGCCAUCGUCGGCGCGUACCAGCUUGCCAUCACCAUCGGGCUUCUCCUUGCCGCCAUUGUCAACUAUUCGACGCAAAACCGCCAAGACACGGGUUCCUAUCGAAUUCCCGUUGCCGUGCAGUUCGCAUGGGCCAUUAUCCUUGUUGGCGGUAUGCUAGUGCUCCCGGAGACGCCGCGUUUCCUAAUCAAGAAGGGAGACCGAGUGAAGGCUGCGGAGGCGCUGUCCCAGCUUCGUCGACUGUCACCAGACCAUCCAGCAAUCCAAGCCGAGUUGAGCGAAAUCAAGGCCAACCACGAUUUCGAAAUGACACUGGGUCAGGCGAGCUAUCUCGACUGCUUCCGGGGCCCCAUGCUUAAGCGACAACUCACCGGUAUGGGACUGCAAGGUCUGCAGCAGUUGACCGGCAUCAACUUCAUCUUCUACUACGGCACUCAGUAUUUCAAAAACUCGGGUAUUCAAAACGCGUUCACGAUUCAAAUGAUCACCUCCUGCAUCAACGUCGUAUCCACUCUGCCCGGUCUCUAUGCCGUCGAUAAGUUUGGUCGACGACCCCUGUUGUUCUGGGGAGCCAUCGGCAUGGCUGUAUCCCAAUUCCUCGUCGCCAUGCUGGGUACGUUGACGACUGGCCAAGACGACCUGGGCCACAUCAUCGUCUACAACGUAUCGGCCCAGAAAGCCGGCAUUGCUUUCGUAUGUCUCUACAUAUUCUUUUUCGCAUCUACCUGGGGCCCGCUCGCAUGGGUCGUUACAGGAGAAAUCUUCCCGCUGAAGACGAGGGCCAAGUCGCUCAGUAUGACGACCGCCACCAACUGGCUCCUCAACUGGGCCAUCGCCUACGCGACGCCCUACCUGGUUAACUGGGGUCCCGGCUACGCAAAUCUACAGUCCAAGAUCUUCUUUAUUUGGUUCGCGUGCUGUUUCGGCUGCAUCGCGUUUGUGUAUUUCUACAUUUACGAGACGAAGGGGCUGUCGCUUGAGGAGGUCGACGAAAUGUACUCUGAGGUCAAGAGUGCGAGGAAGAGUACGGGAUGGGUUCCUAGCACUACGUUUGCGCAGAGGCAGAACGAGGGUGGUGGGGGUGUGCUGGGCGAGGGGGAGAAGAAUAUGGCGGAGAGUGAUCUGGUUGAGCAUAAGGAGGUGUAGUUCUCGACUUGUUGGGGGUUUUUGGCAAGGGGUGAUGGGAUGGGCCUGUGUGGGGAUGAAUGAUGAUACCAAUUAUGCUUUUUUCCGAAAUACACGGGUAAACACACAAUCGUUAAGAGAACUAAAGCAACUAAAGAUCCAUGAUGGAGUGACAUGAUGGUAUACCACCCCAUUACUCGAGAUUUCUUCCACUUCUGCUUCUAUUCUAUCAAUCUAAUUAUGAC
Molecule: messenger RNA, 2223 nt
Organism: Pseudomassariella vexata
Lineage: Eukaryota; Fungi; Ascomycota; Sordariomycetes; Amphisphaeriales; Pseudomassariaceae
Product: glucose transporter-like protein
Exons: 3
Coding region: 374-1999 (541 amino acids)
Biological process (GO): carbohydrate transport; transmembrane transport
Cellular component (GO): membrane
Molecular function (GO): carbohydrate:proton symporter activity
Source: RefSeq, a predicted model, not a curated record